AGCUUUAAAAGCCCCAAAUGCAGCCUUAGCUCCCCAGACACUCCCGCCCAAAAACAACUCGGAGCGGAUUCCCCCAAGCAAGGUGCAGUGGAAAUGGCGUCAUUGCACUUGGUCGCGUACGUGCUUCUGUCGCUCGUUGCUCUGUCACACGCCGCAAGUGAUACCGCUGACCUACCCGUACUACACCCCACCUGUGAUCAUCCUGAGUGCUAAUGGUGACGCGAGCACUCUUCCGUCUGACAAGUACGCGGUGUCCGCCUGGGUGGAGGGGUUGACUAUCAAGUCCUUUAAAGCCUGCACCAAGGAACUGAUCAGCCCUAACAGCGCCACUCAAGAGGUCACCCUAGAGUAUGUAGUGGUUGGAGAUAUCCAUCCCUGUCUGAAUGUGACCUGCGAGUAUUUCACUGAGUGAGAGGCGUUUGCCGCUGAUGACGCGCAGUGUGUCAGUCCCAGCAAGUGUCCGACGUACAUAGAUCAAGUCUGCGGGACCAAUGGCCAGACUUUUGACAAUCUUUGCCUCCUCAAAAAACACGUGUACAGAAUCACGGGCAACUUUACUUAUUUCCACCACGGAAGUUGUACAGGGUUCCCAAUACAGAAAGGCCGUCGGUCUCUGCACCGCGCGCCCCACUUUCAUCUCGUCUGCGAGACGAUCAACUUCACGCCAUAUACCUUCUACCCCAAUAAGGACAUCAGCGUCAUAGCAACCGUCAAUUAUUACAACAGCUCGGACUCAGUCCCUGUCAUGGACGCCCGGCCGUGUGGGUGGAGGAUGUCAUGCAGAAUAACUUCACCGUGUGCACCAUGUUCGCGGGUCGGUACGAGAGGGCGGGGUCAAAUGAGGCGAGCGUUGAUUGGAUAGCUUACCAGGGCUCGCCCCAGUACGGGGUGACUGGGGUGGAGAGCUUUUCAAACUGGUGGACUGGCACUUGUUGCAACACGUUACUCUCCCUGCAGGAGCGCUGGCCCGUGCACCCACGGUGCUAGCCACUGUCCAUCACACGCAUCGCAGGCUCAAGCGUGACGCGGCCAUGGCUUGGGCCGAGGAUGUCAGUGCUUCCGGUUUUGAGUUGUGUCUCCGUGAGUUGCAGAAUUUUGACGGAGUGCACCAAGAUAUUUCUGCGAGCUGGAUGGCAUUUGACUAUUUGCACAGACCGCUGUUCAAGGAGCACGGGCUCAUACAUUUCAGCAACAGGCAACCACCACCAAAACGAGGCAACUUUGCAUUCUGCAAGCAUCGCCAGUUCAGCAGACCAUACAGUCACGUGCCCUCGGUCCUACUCACGCCGACCAUCGCUACGAAAGGGAAACCGAGCGACGGAGCGGUGGCCUGGGUAGAGCAGGUGAACGUAACCUGGGCCAAGAUCUGCGUGAAGCAAGUGUACGACAGCGGCUACUCACCACUCACCGUACACUACGCCGUACUUUCUGACAUAAACGAAUGCGGCAUCUCAGACAGUUGCCAUGUCAACGCCAAGUGUACAAACAUCGCUGGCUCAUACACCUGUGCAUGUAAACCUGGUUUUAGUGGCAACGGGCUUAACUGCACAGAUAUUGACGAAUGUACUUCAGGAACGCAUGGUUGUCAUGCCAACGCCCAGUGCCGUAAUACGAUUGGUUCUUACACAUGUCACUGCAAUAGCGGUCACGCCGGAAAUGGACGCAGUUGUUCAGAUGCGGACGAGUGUGGGACUGGGUCCCACGGUUGCCAUGCCGACGCUAGAUGCAUCAACCCACCUGGAUCUUACAUAUGCCGUUGCAACGCCGGGUUUCAUGGGGAUUGCAAAACGUGCUUUAAUAUCGAAAAUCUUCUAAAAACAUAAUCUUGUAGCGGUUGCAGCUCAUCAUUUCAACAGGGAAUCAAUUUGACAGCGUGGGGCAUUCUGGGAGAUCAGGUCCGAUACAAACUUACCGUGUCCCGAGAACGGGUCGGUACAGAAUCGAGGCUGGUGGCGCACGUGGUGGUACGCACAGUCCAAGUUAUGGUAGUCACCCCGGCACGUACUACGGUGGUAAAGGCGCCAUCAUGUCGGGCCUCUUCACCCUCUAAAGCGGCAUCGAGCUGAAGAUUGUGGACAGAGCACCACACUUACAGCAGCACAGCUAGGAAAAUCAGUGGAGGAUAAUGCAGGCACAGGGGGAGG
Molecule: messenger RNA, 2144 nt
Organism: Nematostella vectensis (starlet sea anemone)
Lineage: Eukaryota; Metazoa; Cnidaria; Anthozoa; Actiniaria; Edwardsiidae
Product: adhesion G protein-coupled receptor E2-like
Exons: 13
Coding region: 1032-1823 (263 amino acids)
Molecular function (GO): calcium ion binding
Source: RefSeq, a predicted model, not a curated record